CAGCAGCAGCGGACUUGGGCUGAGGUUCCCGGGCGGGCGGGCGCCGAGAGACGCGGGAAGCAGGGGCUGGGCGGGGGUCGCGGCGCCGCAGCCAGCGCAGCCAGCCCGAGGGGCCGCCGCCUCCGCCGCCCAGCGCGCUCCGGGGCCGCCGGCCACCUCUAGUACCCGCCACACCGCAGGUUCGGGACCGGCCCCGGCCGCCGCCACCGCGAUGGGUAACGCCGCCGCCGCCAAGAAGGGCAGCGAGCAGGAGAGCGUGAAAGAGUUCUUAGCCAAAGCCAAAGAAGAUUUUCUUAAAAAAUGGGAGAGUCCUGCCCAGAACACAGCCCAGUUGGAUCACUUUGACCGAAUGAAGACCCUUGGCACGGGUUCCUUCGGGAGGGUGAUGCUGGUAAAGCACAAAGAGACUGGAAACCACUACGCCAUGAAGAUUCUUGACAAACAGAAGGUGGUGAAGCUGAAACAGAUUGAGCACACCCUGAACGAAAAACGCAUCCUGCAAGCUGUCAACUUCCCGUUCCUGGUCAAACUUGAGUUCUCCUUCAAGGACAACACAAACUUAUACAUGGUCAUGGAGUACGUGCCUGGCGGGGAGAUGUUCUCCCACUUACGGCGGAUCGGAAGGUUCAGCGAGCCCCACGCCCGUUUCUACGCAGCCCAGAUCGUCCUGACGUUUGAGUACUUGCACUCGCUGGACCUCAUCUACCGGGAUCUAAAGCCGGAAAACCUCCUCAUCGACCAGCAGGGCUACAUUCAGGUGACAGACUUCGGUUUCGCCAAGCGUGUGAAAGGCCGCACCUGGACUUUGUGCGGGACCCCUGAGUACCUGGCCCCUGAGAUUAUCCUGAGCAAAGGUUACAACAAGGCGGUGGACUGGUGGGCCCUUGGGGUCCUGAUCUAUGAGAUGGCUGCUGGCUACCCUCCCUUCUUCGCCGACCAGCCCAUCCAGAUAUACGAGAAGAUCGUCUCUGGGAAGGUGCGGUUCCCAUCCCACUUCAGCUCAGACCUGAAGGAUCUGCUGAGGAACCUUCUGCAGGUGGAUCUCACCAAACGCUUCGGGAACCUCAAGAAUGGGGUCAAUGACAUCAAAAACCACAAGUGGUUUGCCACGACUGACUGGAUCGCCAUCUACCAGAGGAAGGUGGAGGCUCCCUUCAUACCAAAGUUUAAAGGCCCUGGGGACACAAGUAACUUUGACGACUACGAGGAGGAAGAGAUCCGGGUCUCCAUCAAUGAGAAAUGUGGCAAAGAGUUUUCUGAGUUUUAGGGGUGUGUCUGUGCCCCCCUGGGGUUUUUCUUUUUUUUUUUUUUUCCCUUUUUUUUUUUGGUGGGGGGUGGGAGGGUUGGAUUGAACAGCCAGAGGGCCCAGAGUUCCUUGCAUCUAAUUUCACCCCUACCCCACCCUCCAGGGUUAGGGGGAGCAGGAAGCCCAGAUAUUCAGAGGGAUGGAAACACCAGCUACUCUCCCUCGUUCCCUUGGCCUUCCUGCCCUCUCCCCUUCUGUGCCCCCCACCUCAGCCCACUGCUGCCUUUUUUAAAGAGCGUCUGGGCUCCGGUCAGACCUAGUCUUACUAAUGUAUCCAGAUGUAUCCAGGGACAAGGUGAGGAAAGGGGGCCUGAGCUCAACGCCAGUCCCCACCCCGGGCUUCAGGAUGAAAUGCAAGGGCCAGCCUUUCCUUCCCAGCGGUUCUGCCUGGGGAGAUUUUAGCCAUUUACAUUUCAGUGGGCUGCUGGCUACAAUCUUUUUUUUUAAUCUUAUUUAAGUUCCACCAGAACCAACCUCCCUCCAAACUCUGCCCCCACCCCUCUCAGGCCCUUUCCUCACUCUCCAAACCCAUUUUAAAGAGGCUGGGAAGUAAGCUGACUUUGUAAACGAAGGAACUGGGGUGUGAAACCUCCCCCCAGCUGCUAACCUCUGCCCAUUCCCAGGGGGUCCUCUACCAAUCCCAUGGGGGUCUCCAGCCCCCUCCCUCUUCCCCCUCUCUUCACCCUUGGGCCCUAGGAGCAAGACAAAGCAGCUGCCACACACCCAGCCAAAGAGGUGUUCAUUGUCCCCAAAAGAUAAGAGGGGGGAGCCCCCAGCCUAGGGUCUCUCCUCCCAGCAGCAGCGAUCCCCCCAAACUCCUUAAUUUUAUUCAGAUUUUAAUGCCCUCCUCUGCUUAGCUGGGAAGGCCACCUGGGAAAGGACAGAAGCAAGGUCCUCCCACCCUCACUUGAACCCUUGGCCCAGAGUUCAAGGCCAGGGUUGCUGGGGAGGGGCUGCCUGUGUUAUCCAUCCAGCAGCUUCUGCGCCCCCCCUCCCCAAGCAGGGCGCUCCUCUUCUCGCUUUGCUGUCAGCUGUCCAUCACCUCUUCCCACCCCCACUUCCAUCUGAUUUGUGCUUUUUUCUCUUAAUAGCCAGGUGGGGAGCCCGCUGGGGAGCCACCCCAUCCGUCUCUGUAUUUAUCCUUGACAUCCUAACUUCUCCCCCCCUCCACCCCCGAGGAGCUCUCAGGCCUGGGGUGGGGCUCCGGGUGGGCGCAGGGGGUGGGGGGGCCAUUCAACCUGUGUGCUGCGAAGGACGAGACUUCCUCUUGAACAGUGUGCUGUUGUAAACAUAUUUGAAAACUAUUACCAAUAAAGUUUUGUUUAAAAAA
Castor canadensis (American beaver) is the source of this 2636-nucleotide messenger RNA. It is a transcript of the gene Prkaca, whose product is annotated as protein kinase cAMP-activated catalytic subunit alpha. Gene Ontology annotation, biological process: protein phosphorylation. NCBI's taxonomy places the organism in Eukaryota, Metazoa, Chordata, Mammalia, Rodentia, Castoridae. Gene Ontology annotation, molecular function: cAMP-dependent protein kinase activity; ATP binding; protein kinase A regulatory subunit binding. The record is from RefSeq and is a predicted model, not a curated record. Gene Ontology annotation, cellular component: cAMP-dependent protein kinase complex; nucleus; cytosol.